AUGACCAGCCAAAAAGUGCAUAAACACAAAUCGGAAAAGAAACGCAGCAGCAGCAGCAGCAGUCAACACAAAUCACAUAAAUUGAAAUCGAAACACGGCGAACAUCAUCUGAAACGGAAAUAUCUCAAGAAAUUGCGUAAAGGAGCUCAAAGCAUUAGUUUUCCAUAUCAAUUGUUUCUCUAUCGCCAGGAGCUGAGACGUUCCAGUUCGGAUUUCUCGUACUUGCGUCUAUCAAGAGCCAAAAUCAUGCUGACAUCCAAAUUGAUAGCCAAUAAUAUAAAUACCUACAAUCAAAUGAGCACGACUGGAACAAUUCAAGGAGCUUGGACUAACCGAAAUGAUAAUGAAUGGCAAAAAGACGCUUUGCUCUGGUCCGCAAGCUGCAAUCUGUGUCUAGGAGAAGUUAUAGAAGAGGCCGAACGAUUGGGGCUAUCAUCGACUAGUGAGACGACAAGAAUAACAACAACCACAUCAACACCAACUACCACAAAGACGACAGCAACAUCAACAACAACAACAAAGACGACAACAACCACAACAAGAAGACCUAUCAGCAGCACAAAACCCACAUUGACCACAUCAAAAGCUAAACAGUCACACAAAUUUGAUGAGGAUGAUUAUAAUUUCUUGAGUGAACGUUUGCCCGAUCUAUCAGAUGAUGAAUAUGCCAAUUUGAGUGAAGAUGCCAAUCCAUUGCAUUUUCUUAAACAACAAUCCAAGCCACAAGUUAAAGAACAGACCACUCCGGAGACGACUACUCCCAUAGCAAUGAAAUCUGGCUCGCCCAUUUAUAUAACCAUUCCAAUCUAUAUCAGUACAGCGGGGAAAUUGCCUUUGACCUUGACCAUUGGUGACCAGGAGAUGCCCAUUCAUCAAUUGAGACGCGCUGGCAACAUCACCAGCAAGAAGAAUCCUUCCACCAAGGCGCCAAACUCACAUUUCAAUCGCCUGCUCCAACAGAUUGAGUCCCCCAAGCGACGUGUCACCAAUCGCCAUCGUCAUAGUCCAACGAAAAGUAAAAUCUAUGCGGUCAAAGAGCGUCACAAUAAUUGAAUUGAAUUGAAUUACUCUG
Messenger RNA from Drosophila willistoni, 1072 nucleotides. RefSeq names its product protein masquerade. The coding region runs from base 1 to 1053 and encodes 350 amino acids. NCBI's taxonomy places the organism in Eukaryota, Metazoa, Arthropoda, Insecta, Diptera, Drosophilidae. The record is from RefSeq and is a predicted model, not a curated record. The transcript has 4 exons.